CGCGGCUGAGAUGUCAGAUUCCUCUUUGUAAGCUCGACGGCGGGACCUCUCCUCUCACGCCGGUUCCGUGCGACGACGACGAGUAGCAGAUCUCGCUCAGCUGGAAGAGAGAGAAGAGAUCGAGCAGCACGGAAUCAAUAAGUCGAAUAAUUAAUUUCCGACCUUGGAUCCGUGCCUGUCUCUCUCUCGUCUCCACCAAGCCAGGUCAGACGAGCAGAAGCCUUGCGUGAGUCGGCAUGAUGACGACGACGACGACGGCGUCGGGUACUGGCGCGCCAUCGUCGCCUGCCUACCUCUUCCCGCCCAUCUACUCCUUUGCGCCCUUUUUCACGCUGCAGCGCAACGACCAGACGCUCGCCUCGCAGCUCCAGCUCUGGACGCGCUUCGUCGUCGACUACUGCGCCGCCAAGCGCCUCUUUGUCCUCGAUGCCGAUGCCGCAGAUGGCAGCAGUGACGGCGGCGAGAUCUUCAGCAACAGUGCGAUUGGCAGAGGGCUCGACCGCGCUGCGAGGAGAAAGGUGCUGAAACACCUCGUCGACGAAGGGAGGGGCGCGUGGGUCGGGAUAAGCGGCGGCGGCGGCAGUGGCGGUGGCAGCGGCUACGGCAGCAAGGUCUGGGGACGGGGGACAACCGCAGCCGACGAGGCAGGGGGAGACCGCGCCUUGGUGUUCUGGAAGAGACCAGACGAGUGGGGCGAGAUCAUCUAUCAAUGGGUCGUGGCGACGGGCCAGAAUCGGAGCAUCAUGACUUUCUUUGAAUUGACAGAGGGAGACCUGGUCCAGAACACAGAAUUCAGAGGGAUGCCCAUUCCCCUGCUCCGGCUGGCACUGGCGACACUUGAAAAGACGGGCCGGGCAAAGGUGUUUGAAGGCAGCGAGUCGGGCGAGUCCAUGACCGGCGUCAAGUUUGCCUGAAGAGACCACACAAACACAGC
This is a messenger RNA of Acaromyces ingoldii, 934 nucleotides long. RefSeq names its product ESCRT-II complex, vps25 subunit. NCBI's taxonomy places the organism in Eukaryota, Fungi, Basidiomycota, Exobasidiomycetes, Exobasidiales, Cryptobasidiaceae. Gene Ontology annotation, biological process: protein transport to vacuole involved in ubiquitin-dependent protein catabolic process via the multivesicular body sorting pathway. Gene Ontology annotation, cellular component: ESCRT II complex. The transcript has 3 exons. The record is from RefSeq and is a predicted model, not a curated record. Gene Ontology annotation, molecular function: protein homodimerization activity; structural molecule activity. The coding region runs from base 237 to 914 and encodes 225 amino acids.